Beta vulgaris subsp. vulgaris (sugar beet) is the source of this 4607-nucleotide messenger RNA. RefSeq names its product pentatricopeptide repeat-containing protein At5g40400. Gene Ontology annotation, molecular function: protein binding. The coding region runs from base 443 to 2329 and encodes 628 amino acids. The transcript has 2 exons. The record is from RefSeq and is a predicted model, not a curated record. NCBI's taxonomy places the organism in Eukaryota, Viridiplantae, Streptophyta, Magnoliopsida, Caryophyllales, Amaranthaceae.
CUUUGGAAAAUCUGAGAAAAAAUUGAGUUUCAUGAACUGAUUUACGUUGAGAGAGUUAAAGGGGUAAGUUGCUCUUAGAGUGAAAUAAGUUUUGUGGUAUAGAGAGAGAAAGCAAGAGAAAGUUUUUUAGAGAGAGAACCUCUCAAUUCUACGAUAACAAUUUUUUCCCUCGCUCUUAAAGGAUAAGUUAAUCUUUUGUUUUUCUUUACUGUAUUUAGCUUUUUUUUUUUUUUUUUUUUUUUUUUUUUUUUUUUGUCUAUAGCACUUAUGAAGGAAAAAAAAAAGUAAAAUUAAAGUAACAUUUCGCUGCUCGCUGCUCGCUGCUCGCUGCUCGGCUACUCCCACCAAGUCCUGCUUGCGGAUCACCACUAAGUUUUCAAUUUUCCGUCUACUAACGUAUUGUUCUUGAAUUCAUGCAACUCAGAUUGUUCAGCUUUUUAUCAUGCUCCUAAUCAAUCGAAUUUGUGCAUCUUUUGUCACCCUUAGAAUUAUCUCAAAUUACAGCACGAAAUCCUUACUCUCUCCUCCUCCUCCAUCAACGUCUUUCCACCCUCCUACUGUUCCUAACUCAAAACCCAUCUUAAACCCACUUUACUCCUUCCUCCCAGAAACUCAAAACCCCAAAAACUUAGUCAAUCUCAUUUGUUCAGCUCUCAAACAACCCAAUUUUCAGACUAAACUUCUCUCAAAUCAAUUGCAAGACCUAAUUCCUCACUUGGGUACCCAAGAAAUUUCCAGGGUUUUGCUUCGAUGUCAAUGUGAGUCUCAAUCUUCUCUUAUUUUUUUCAAUUGGGUGAAAAAUGAUCUGGGUAUUAAGCCAAAUUCUCAUAAUUACUGUAUUAUUGUUAAUAUUUUGGUUUGGUCCAAGAAUUUUGUUCAAGGGAUGAAACUUUUGUCUGAAUUGAUUCAUUUAGAGUCAGAUAACGGUGAAAAAGUUGACAUUUUUCAGGGUUUGGUUUCAUGUUCAGAGGAUUGUAAUUGGGACCCAGUUGUUUUUGAUAUGCUUAUAAAAGGUUAUGUUAAAGAUGGUUUAAUUAAGGAAGGUUAUAGGGUUUUUAGGAAGAUGGUCAAGCUGGGUUUUGUGCCUCAUGUUUUGGCUUUUAAUUGUUUGUUGAAUGGACUCUCGAAGGCGAAUUGUAUUGAUAAAUGUUGGGAACUUUACAGAGAGAUGUGGAGAAUUGGAAUAAACCCGAAUACUUGUACGUUUAAUAUUUUUACUCAUGUGCUGUGCAAGGACCGGAGUGUAGACAAGGUUAAUGAGUUCUUGGAGAAGAUGGAGGAAGAAGGAUUUGUGCCUGACCUUGUGACUUAUAAUACACUAAUUGGUAGUUAUUGUAGAAGUUGUAGGUUGGAUGACGCGUUUUAUCUGUAUAAAAUUAUGUAUAGGAGGGGUGUGGUUCCUGAUCUAUUCACGUACACUUCAUUGGUGAAUGGACUCUGUAAGAGUGGAAAGUUAAAGGAAGCUCAUGAGAUUUUUCAUAGAAUGGUUGAUAGAGGAUUGACUCCGGAUAUUGUAUCAUAUAACUCCCUUAUUCACGGCUAUUGCAGAGAGGGAAAGAUGAAAGAAUCGAGGCUCUUAAUUCAUGAAAUGAUUGGGAAGGGGAUUUGCCCAGAUAAUUUCACUUGCCAGGUGCUUGUUGCAGGAUACGUGAAAGUGGGUAGUUGGCAGUCUUGUUUGAAUAUGGUUGUGGAGCUUAAAAGUUUUGGAGUUCCAAUAUCUUGUGAUAUAUACAAGUAUUUGAUUAUCUCUUUGUCUCAGGAGAAUCGCCCAUUUGCAGCGGUUAAGCUUUUGGAUAGAAUGUUGGAAGAUGGACAUGUUUUGGACGACGAGAUAUAUGAUAAAUUGAUUAAAUCGUUCUGUGAUAAUUAUCAUGUAGAAGAAGCAUUGCUAUAUAAAAGGGAGAUGCUAGAAAGGAGUUUCAAACCAUGUUUAGCCAUAUAUCAAAAUCUAAUAAGCUGCUUGUGCAGUUCAGGAAGAUGUUUGGAGGCUGAAGUUUUGAUGCAAGAAAUGGUUAUAUAUGACCUUAAACCUGACUACAAUAUCUGUAGAGCUUUGGUAUCUGCGUUUUGUAAAGCAAAAAAUUCUGAUAAAGCAGAAUUGUUGCUCUUUUCCCUUGCUAUGAAGUAUCAGCUUUACGAUACAGACAGUUAUAAUACACUUCUUAAGAGUAGGAGUGAGCAUAGCAGCAUUACUGAGUUAAUGGAGUUACAGGAUAAGAUGCUGAAAUUGGGCUUUGCACCUAAUGGUUUGACUUGCAAGUAUGUGCUUCAGGGUUUGCAGAAUGCUGUUAUCAAGGAUAAUUGCGAUGUUGAAGUUUGCAGUCAGUAAAUGUGAGAUCAAAAUGAUCGUCAUCUUCUUGUGUGCAUCUUGAUUUAAAGUUACCCUUCACUCCUACUGUUUUAUCUAGUUCUGUGGCUGUUGGAUGCUCAUUUGUUCCCUCUCUAAUUAUGUCAAAAUAAUGAAGAAAGAGACAGCAAGAGGGCUAGUUGCUGAUGUGGAAAUCUAAAGACUGAUAUGUUGAUGAUAUGGCUUCGCUUCUUUUUGAAAGAUUUUACCAGAAUCUGAUUCCUGAGACCCUGGAGGGUGCUGAUAUGUUACUGAGUGCAAUGAAUAUGUGAAAAUAUUUUUUAUAAAGUACUUUUUUUUGGGAGGGGGGGGGGGGACAUUUAUGAUCAUGUUUUGAGCUUUAUUUGGGGUAUUCUGAUUGGCUUGUAGUUUUAUCCACUCCAUAUUUUGGUUGAAGCCUGAUGGGUACUCUUUAGCGAAUGAAGCCCUGCGGGUUCUGGUAAAUCUGUAUGGAGGUUGAGAAAAUGUGAUAUAUUUAAAUUUUGAUUUGAUCAAACAGCAAGGGAUUAUGGUAUGGAUUACCAAGAGCAAGACCUUAGGGGUCAAUUUACUUGUGUUCUUUAACGGAGAUAGCAGUACUACUGUCUGAGCCAUGUGGAGUGCAGCUUCUUCUGCCUUUUCUGGUGAUCAUCUGAAGGUGUUUAUCUUAAUGUCAAAUGGGAUGCACCAGGACCUCAUGAGCUAGUUUGUUGCCUUAUGCCUGAAGCUGGACUCUAUUGUUCGUGUAGGGUCUGCUGCUAAUCCAUUUGCUUAAAUAUUCUUGACAGUUGAGUCUCCAAUGUCAUAAAACUGAGCUUGAUGGUAGACAAACGACUACAAAGAAAUAACAGAAAUUUGUUGAUCUAUGAAGCAGUGUACAUCACUAUUACACUAUGUUGCUCAAACACGCAUUGAGUGUCUACUCGGAUACGGGUAUCCAAGUGUAUGACUCGUCUAUUUUGUAGAAAAAAAGAUAACUUUUUAGUUUAAAAUGAAGUAUCCAAGUAAAGUGUCGUGUUGGACACGACACGACAUAACACCCGGUUCUGAAGGUAUAUGAAGGUGUCGGAGUAACAUAGCUAUUACAUGAUGAUCCAAAGUGUAUCCAUAUUGUGCACAAAUAUAAUUAAGGGAAAUUCCACUUGGUACCAUUGAACUUUGGGCUUUUGCCCCUUUUCCAUUUGGCACCUAAUUUUUUUUCGGAUUCUAUAUGGUAUCAAUGUAGUUUGGACUUAUUCUCCAUUUUAAAGUAAACAAAACAUUAGUUUGGGGAAAUAGGCUUAGGAGUUUGUCUAAUUUUGCGUAAUUAAGGUUUUGGGUGUCAUUUUCGUCAUUAAUGACCAAAUUUAAGGUCCAAUUUGGUAAAGAAAAAAAUAAGUAGGCAUUUCAUAACACGUAAAACGAGGUUCUAAUCGAUCGUUUUUCUUCAAUUUCGACUUUGUUUUUGACCCAUAAGAGCCAAAAUGACUCGCAAACCUUAGCUGAACUAUUCUCGAUGCACUAGGCACGUAGUCGAGGCAAACUACUAACCCUAUUUAACCCAAAACUAAUGUUUUAUAUAACCGAAUGUUAUGGUAGAGAGUAAGUCCAAACUACAGUGGUACCAUAUAGAAUCCAAAGAAAAAAUGGGUAUCAAAUGGAAAAGCCAAAAGUACAUUGAUACCAAAUGGAAAAGCCAAAAGUACAAUGAUACCCAAUGGAAUUUCACAUUAAUUGAAUGAGGGGACUCAUUCUUAUACACUAUGGUUCAUUUAUAAGAUAUGACUUGGCAUGGGCUCUCCUAUUAAGCAUGUGUCUUCUGCCUUAUAUUAACCCUUGGAUAGAAGCGAAUUAGGAUUGGAAACAUCUUUUUGGUUUCAAUUUGGGAACUCUAUCUUCAGAGUUGAGCACGAAAUGAGGUGAUGCUGAACCAAUGAUUGGAGCUGAUAUUUCUGGGUCUUUCUUUAAAACUUAUCUUGUGGUCUAAUGUAAGUGUUCAAGAUCCCGACACAUCCGGGUGUCUUAGGUGUAGGAGUUGGCUGAAAUGAAGAAAUUUACUUUUGCUUGGACCGUGGAGAAGUAUAUGGCGUUUCUUAUAGACAAGUGCUUGUUGUAGACGAAUACUUGCACUUUCAGUUUAAUUUGCAAGCUUAGUAACCAUGUGUGGUAUCGCUGGGGAAGGCAUAGACUUUUGGGGCGAGAUUUUAUCACAGUUGGAUGAGAUUACAUGAGUUGUUUAGUUGGAACCUGGUACUUCUUUUCUGUUUUUGGUUCCCCCCCCCCCCCCCAAAAAAAAAACCAA